AUGAAAAGAGGGGGCUUGGUGUCCAGGGACUGGCCAGCGGGAGGACGCGCGCGGGCGGCCGGAGCCUCGGCGGCGGCGGCGCUGACACGGACCCCGACACCUCCCACCAUGGACAGCUUCGACCUGGCCCUGCUGCAGGAGUGGGACCUCGAGUCGCUGUGCGUCUACGAACCAGAUAGAAAUGUGUUACGGAGGAAAGAACGAGAAAGGAGAAACCAGGAGACCCAACAGGAUGAUGGCACAUUUAAUUCCAGUUAUUCCCUCUUCAGUGAGCCCUACAAGACCAACAAGGGGGACGAGCUCUCCAACCGGAUCCAGAACACGUUAGGCAGUUACGAUGAAAUGAAGGACUUCUUAACCGACAGGUCUAAUCAGAGUCAUCUCGUUGGCGUUCCCAAACCUGGGGUUCCGCAGGCCGCCGUGAACAAGAUCGAGGAACAUUUUGUUGCGGAUUCCAGAGCCCAGCCCCAGGCCUCCGCUGUCGGCAGCACCGCAUCUGCCACGCCAGCGGCUGUCCCCGCGCAGCAGAGCAAGAGGGGCUCCGUGGGCUGGCAGAAGGCUGGGCACCCGCCCCCCGACGGCCCACCGAGAGCGAGCAAGCGCGGACACAGGUUGAUCGAUCUCACCAGAUCCGCUCCGCCAAAGAACCCGAAUCAGAAGCCUAACCACUGUGUGUCCAGCCCCUCUUCCUCCCCCCCUUCUCCUUCUUCUUCCAACUCAGCACAACAGAGCUCUCUCAGGACCUUGCUUGGCGAUGGCGCUGGCAGGCAGCAGCCGCGGGCCAAACAGGUGUGCAAUGUGGAGGUGGGUCUUCAGACCCAGGAGAGACCCCCCGCCAUGGCAGCCACGCACGGCGGCAGUGGCCACUGUGUUCAGAACUUCCCUCCAUCCCUGGCCUCCAAGCCCAGCCUGGGCCAGCAGAAACCCACUGCGUACGUGCGGCCGAUGGAUGGCCAAGACCAGGCUCCCGAUGAGUCUCCGAAGCUGAAGUCGUCCGCGGAAACCAGCGUGCACUGCGCGUCCUACAGGGGCGUCCCGGCCGCCAAGCCAGAGUCCACCAGGGCCAAGGCCAAGCUUUCCAAGUUCAGCAUCCCCAAGCAGUCGGAGGAGAGUAGACCUGGAGAAACCAACAGCUGUGUGGAGGAGAUAAUCCGGGAGAUGACCUGGCUCCCACCACUUUCUGCUAUUCAGCCGCCUGGCAAGGUGGAACCGAGCAAAUUCUCAUUUCCCAAUAAGGACUCCCAGCUCAUUUCCUCUGGACACAACAAUCCAAAGAAAGGUGAUGCUGAGCCCGAGAGUCCAGACAAUGGCACCUCGAAUACAUCAAUGCUCGAAGAUGACCUCAAGCUAAGCAGUGAUGAAGAGGAGGGUGAACAGGCAGCCCAGGGAGCCGCGCUCCAUGCUCUGUCUGACAGCGCCGGGCUCCAGCAGGCCGGCCGCAGAGCCUCGGUGGCCUCCAGCAAGGGCAGCAGCAGCGGCAGCAGCAGCAGCGGCAGCAGCUCGUCCAGCGACUCGGAGAGCAGCUCGGGAUCCGACUCCGAGAGCGAGAGCAGCUCCAGCGAGAGCGAGGGCAGCAAGCCCGCCCACUACUCCAGCCCCGAGGCUGAGCCCGCGUCUUCUAACAAGUGGCAGCUGGAUAAAUGGCUGAACAAAGUGAACCCCCACAAGCCGCCCAUUCUGGUCCAGAAUGAGAGCCACGGCCUGGAGGGCGGCCAGUACUACGCCCCCGGGAAGGACCCGGCCCAGGACUGCGGGAAGCUCCCCGAGGGGUGCCAGGCCGGCCUGAGGGAGAAGGACGCCAAGAGCGCCUGCAAGGAAGAGCAGAGGCCGAGGACAGCCAACAAGGCCCCGGGGACCAAGGGGGUGAAGCAGAAGUCCCCGCCCGCGGCCGUGGCCGUGGCCGUGGCGGUGACCGCAGCCGCCCCGCCGCCGCCGGCCCCUGGGGCGCCCCCGGAGCCGCCCGCCCCCACGCGGAGGUCUGCGGGCAAGAAGCCCCCCAGGCGCACCGAGCGCGCCUCCGCCGGGGAGCCCGCCAGCUGCCAGCGGCCGGAGGAGCCCGCGGACGCACUGGGGGCGCCCGCAGCCAUCCCCCCCGUCCCUCCGGAGCCCCCCAAAGCCAGGCCCUGCGCCAGCAGCCGGACCGGCCACCGCAAGGAGCUGCGCGCCGCCGCCUCCUCCGUCCCCUGCGAGAAGCGCCGCACGCGGGGGCUGAGCAGGAUCGUCCCCAAGUCCAAGGAGUUCAUCGAGACAGAGUCCUCAUCGUCCUCCUCCUCCUCGGACUCGGACCUGGAGUCGGAGCAGGAGGAGUACCCUCUGGCCAAAGCGCAGGCCGCGGCCGCCGCCCCUGCCAGUGACCAGCGGCUCAAGGAGGCGGCCGGCGGCGGCGGGCCCCGCGCCCCCGUGGGCUCCAUCAACGCCAGGACCACCAGCGACAUCGCCAAGGAGCUGGAGGAGCAGUUCUACACGCUGGUCCCCUUCGGCCGCAACGAGCUCCUGUCCCCGCUGAAGGACAGUGACGAGGUCAGGUCUCUCUGGGUCAAAAUCGACCUGACGCUCCUGUCCAGGGUCCCAGAGCACCUGCCCCAGGAGCCCGGGGCCCUGGGCGCGCCCGCGGCCAAGGAGGCAGAGAGCGCACCUCCCAGCCACCCGGCUGACACCCCCGUAGAGAAGGCUUUGCCCAAAUCCAAGAGGAAACGCAAGUGUGACAACGAGGACGACUACCGGGAGGUCAAGAAGGCCCCAGGAGAGAAGGACAGCUCUUCCCGCCUGGCCACCUCUGCCGGCAACACUGUGUCCUCGAAUCCCUGCAACAUGAACGUCAGCAGCUUGGCAAUACCCAUCAAUAAGAAUGAAAAGCUGCUCCGGCCGCCCAUCUCACCCCUCUCCGACGCCUCCAAACACAAAUACUCCAGCGAGGACUUGUCCUCCGGCAGGGCCGGCAGCGGCCUGUUCCCUUCCACCGCCUCCAGCAAAAAGCUCAAGGCUGAGAACCAGCUGCCGGCUCACGCCGCAGACCUCACGAAAGCAGCUCACCACAACUCGGAAAACGUUCUCCACAAGCCACGGCCACAGACGGAGCCGUGGUCCCCGGGCUCCAGCGGCCACCGGGACUGCAAGAGGCAGAAACUCAUCUUCGACGACAUGCCGCGCAGUGCCGAUUAUUUUAUGCAGGAAGCUAAGCGGAUGAAGCAUAAAGCAGAUGCAAUGGUGGAAAAGUUUGGAAAGGCUUUGAACUACGCCGAAGCAGCCUUGUCAUUCAUUGAGUGUGGAAAUGCAAUGGAACAGGGCCCAAUGGAAUCCAAAUCUCCAUACACGAUGUAUUCAGAAACAGUGGAACUCAUCAGGUAUGCCAUGAGACUAAAGACCCACUCAGGCCCCAAUGCCACACCAGAGGAUAAACAGCUGGCUGCGUUAUGUUACCGAUGCCUGGCCCUCCUGUACUGGCGGAUGUUCCGGCUCAAAAGGGAUCAUGCUGUCAAGUACUCAAAAGCACUUAUCGACUAUUUCAAGAAUUCAUCGAAAGCUGCCCAAGCCCCGUCUCCAUGGGGGGCCGGUGGAAAGAGCACUGGAACCCCAUCGCCCAUGUCCCCCAACCCCUCCCCCACCAGCUCCGUGGGAUCUCAGGGGAGCCUCUCCAACACCAGCGCCCUGUCCCCUUCGACCAUCGUCAGCAUCCCACAGCGCAUCCACCAGAUGGCAGCCAAUCACGUCAGCAUCACCAACAGCAUUCUCCACAGCUACGACUACUGGGAGAUGGCAGACAACCUGGCCAAGGAAAACCGAGAAUUCUUCAACGACCUGGACCUGCUCAUGGGGCCGGUGACCCUGCACAGCAGCAUGGAGCACCUGGUGCAGUACUCCCAGCAGGGCCUGCACUGGCUGCGGACCAGCGCCCACCUGCCGUAG
Messenger RNA from Pipistrellus nathusii (Nathusius's pipistrelle), 3906 nucleotides. The record is from the annotation of a GenBank genome assembly. Lineage: Eukaryota; Metazoa; Chordata; Mammalia; Chiroptera; Vespertilionidae.